AAGGUUGAAAUUCGUGAUGUCUUUGGCUUAUUAUACGAUAGUGACGAACUUCUUCCAGCUCGAGAAAUAGAAGAUUAUUGCCCAAGGUCCCUGCAAAAAAAAAACAUUCAUGUUGUGGUUUCUUUACCUACACCUACCGAUUCUUAUCCAAGAUAUUUUAAGGCUUCGCAAGAAGUUCGUGUUCGUGCAAAAAAAACUUCUAG
Molecule: messenger RNA, 203 nt
Organism: Ambispora gerdemannii
Lineage: Eukaryota; Fungi; Glomeromycota; Glomeromycetes; Archaeosporales; Ambisporaceae
Source: the annotation of a GenBank genome assembly